Molecule: messenger RNA, 579 nt
Organism: Leptosia nina
Lineage: Eukaryota; Metazoa; Arthropoda; Insecta; Lepidoptera; Pieridae
Source: the annotation of a GenBank genome assembly
AUGCAGUGGACAAUCGUCGCUUUGGCUUUGAUCGGCUGUGCCGCCGCCGAACCCCCAGUGGGCUACAGCUACUCUGCUCCAUCCCAUGGCCACGGCAGUUCUGGGUCAGUCCUCAGCGGUGGCGGUCACUACACCUCCGUUCCAGUCGGCCACCAGACCUCAGAAGGCUACCACAUCGACCCACAUCUAUUGGAGAAGAUCCGCCACAUUAUCCUCAAGGACGAGAUCCACAACCAAGCUUACCAAUCCUCGGCUGCUGCCCAUGGCGUGUCAUCACACUACGGCCCACCCGCCCCAGUAUACGGUGUACCCCAUGAUAGGAUAGUUGGUGUUGAACUAGAGUCGCUCCAACAAGGUAUCCAGGUGGCGCAAUACCACCAAGCCGUUGAGGACUACUCUGGCGGUUAUGGUGGUUACUCUGGUGGCUACUCCGGUGGCUACUCAGGUGGUUACUCAAGCGGAUACCCCAGCGGGCACGGAUACUCCGGCAGCAGCGGCCACGGUUACUCCACCAUCAACAUCCCCUCAGGCUCUUACGGAGUACCUUCCCCAUCCUCAUCCUACGGCGUGCCACACUAA